This is a messenger RNA of Naegleria fowleri, 1431 nucleotides long. RefSeq lists its product as uncharacterized. Gene Ontology annotation, molecular function: protein binding. The record is from RefSeq and is a predicted model, not a curated record. Lineage: Eukaryota; Heterolobosea; Eutetramitea; Acrasida; Naegleriidae. The transcript has a single exon. Bases 1 to 1431 code for a protein of 476 amino acids.
AUGUCUUGUUCAUCCUUGUUGACACCAUCAUGCUCCCCAAUCAUUGGACAAACAUUCUCCUCUCUCAGCCUUGUUCCUUACGAAAUUAUCUAUCAAAUUUUACAAUUUGUGGAAUGUCCCAAAGAACUCGAACGUUUUCGGAGAGUGCAUUCUUCAUGGAAUUUGAUUCUCCAUGGUCAAGAAGAGAAUCGAAAGGAAGAUCAAAGGGAAGGUUUCAAUGAUAAUGUUGAUGCGACUUUGAGGACCACUCUCACGACCAUGUUUUGGAGAGAAAAGUUACAACAAUCUUCACUUUUGAAAUUUGUAUCCAACACUUCUAGAAUUUCGUCGAACUUGAAUAUUAGCAUGGCAAUGUCCUCCAUUCCCUCUUCCGUGAUUCUCCACAAGAGAAAUCAAUUGGUCAUGCAGUGGGAAAAUGACGAUUGUAUCAAAUAUUGGACAAGUAAUUAUUUACAAGUUCCAACAACAACCUCAACAAUCACAACCACAACCUCCUCACCAAAUGUCACAAUAUCCCAACUUGCCAAUUCCCAAUCUGAGAAUAAGGUAUUUCAAUCGAGCUUGAAAAUGAAUGAAUGUGGAAUUCUGUUCAUUGAAUCAAGUCGUCACCUUCGAUCUGAACAACAACAAGAUCUUACAUCAUCCAUGACGUUUCAUCCUUUCAUUGAUUUUUGUAAAAGUACCUAUCAAGACAUGAUUCUCCUGAAACAAUUGCAACAAGAACUUUUGAGUGUGCAUCAAACCUCACGAGAAUAUCACAAAAUGACAUGGAAAGAUCCAAGCACUCCAAGUGCAGUGAAUUCACCUCUCAUUCCUCUUAUUUUACCUCCUUUGAAUCAUCAUCAUCAUGAUCAACCAUUUGGUACAGAAUCGAUCAUCUCCAUUCAUAAUCAACAACAAUUAAUUAGUUUGGAAUUCAUUUGUCACUAUUUGGGAGUUCAUGAAGAAUUGUACAAAUUACCAGAACGAACACUCCAUAAGAGAAUUCUUUUGAAGAACAACCUUAAUGGUGAGAACAAUCCUCUCACUUCCACUCCGUCCUCCUCCUACUCCUGCUUGAUAACCACACCUCCUGCCACUCCAACUACUACAACUUCUAACGAAUCACCACAACCUCUUUCAUCGAAUUUAGCAGCGCCUCAUCCUCUCGUGGAGAGAACUUCCUCAACCAUAGAAUUUCAACAAAUAUUUCCUUCGGAUCAAUUUAAUGCCGAGUUUUGUCAAGAGCUCUCUCAAUGGAUGCACCACUAUAUGGAACAUCCUACUUUGAUCAUGUUGGGAGUGUCACAAUUGAAUCCUAUUCCAGUUCUGAUUGUUGGUGAAUCGACGAGAGAAUUUUCAGAAAAAUGGAAGGAAACAAAUUCAUCAUGUCCUCGAAAUAUUAUUGGAUUCAUGACGAGUACUUUCCGAGUACCAGAAUUUGCUGAAUAA